Leptosomus discolor (cuckoo roller) is the source of this 363-nucleotide messenger RNA. Lineage: Eukaryota; Metazoa; Chordata; Aves; Leptosomiformes; Leptosomidae. The record is from RefSeq and is a predicted model, not a curated record.
AUGCAGGGACUCAAACCAAUAGUUUCCACUGAAUCCCCAGCUCUGAUUUUUGGGACAACAACUAAACUUGCUUCAGAUUUACCAGCAACUGAUUCUUUCUUGGGUAAAAACAAGGUGCCAGACCUACAGAAACUUUUUCAGAAAGCAGAUGGACUGCCAGUGCAUCUGAAACGAGGAGUUCCAGACAAGCUGCUCUACCGGACCACUAUGGCUCUGACAAUAGGCGGGACUAUCUACUGUCUAGUAGCACUGUACAUGGCCUCACAACCAAGAAACCAAAAAUGAACCGCAGCUCAUGGGACUCGUGGCACUUCUCUGAAGGACCUACUGCAUGUGUCUCUUUGCACUGGCUUUAAUCCUGUG